This is a messenger RNA of Nipponia nippon (crested ibis), 264 nucleotides long. The record is from RefSeq and is a predicted model, not a curated record. NCBI's taxonomy places the organism in Eukaryota, Metazoa, Chordata, Aves, Pelecaniformes, Threskiornithidae.
AUGCGCGUGCCCACUUGCGAGUGCGGGAAGAAAUUUGCGUAUGUUGAGCCAUCUAGGAGAGUUAAAGAAAUACUUGAAGAAGAGCUUUAUUUUCGGCAAGAAGCACGCCACGUUAAACAUCCAGCUGCAGUGGCUCUGGAAGGAAUUUGGAGUGUGAAAAAGAGUUUCUCCAUUGGAAGCCUGAAACCAUUGUCACAGAACAGGAACGGUUUCCUUUUACAGCCUCAAUUCUACUCAAGGCAUGCAGGAAUGAAAAAAUUUUAA